Messenger RNA from Exophiala aquamarina CBS 119918, 1803 nucleotides. RefSeq lists its product as uncharacterized. Gene Ontology annotation, cellular component: membrane; endoplasmic reticulum. Gene Ontology annotation, biological process: transmembrane transport. The record is from RefSeq and is a predicted model, not a curated record. NCBI's taxonomy places the organism in Eukaryota, Fungi, Ascomycota, Eurotiomycetes, Chaetothyriales, Herpotrichiellaceae. The transcript has a single exon. Bases 1 to 1803 code for a protein of 600 amino acids.
AUGCCUCUCGCUGAUUACUUUGCACAUCCAACAUCCUUCUCUACCCGCCAGCUUCUAGGGAGUCUGACCAGUCGAGACCAAUAUCCGCUAUCUGGCAAUGUUGAAGCCGCCAUCCACACCUGGGCUGCCGGUGGUCGACACUCUUCGCACCCUGAUUUCGCCCACUUAACCUUACUCGUAUUCGAAGCCGUGUUGGAGGUCGUCUGUGUCAGCUUACCAGGUUAUAUUGUAGCCAGGCAGGGCUCCUUCGACGCAGAUUCGCAGAAGUUUCUUGCGAAUCUCAAUGUUGUUCUUUUCACGCCAUGCCUCAUCUUCACUAAACUGGCUUCUCAAUUGACAGCCGAGAAACUGGCCGAUCUUGCCAUCAUCCCGGUCAUCUUUGUCGUCCAAACCAUCAUGUCCUAUCUCUGCGCCUGGAUCAUCUCGAGAGUAAUGGGAUUCAGAAAGAGACAGACAAACUUCGUCAUUGCUAUGGGUGUCUUCGGAAACUCUAACUCGUUGCCCAUCUCACUCGUUCUCGCCCUCUCCAAGACACUGAAGGGCCUGCAUUGGGAUAAAAUCCCCCACGACAACGACAACGAUGUUGCUGCUCGAGGUAUCCUGUACCUACUCGUCUUCCAACAAUUAGGACAAUUGCUCCGAUGGAGUUGGGGCUAUAACAUUCUUUUGGCGCCGCCUGAGACAUAUACCAUCGAGGAGGGCGGCACUAAACAACCCGAUGCCGCAGAGCGAGGACGCGGAGAGUAUCGUGACAGCGUCGACUCUGACCAUGAAGAGAGACGUUUGCUCAGUCCAAGUUAUGAGGGCCAGUAUAGCAGUGAUGAGUUCGGGGAAGACGCCACUAGAGUAGGCACAGAAUCACCCACAAUGUCAAAGUCCGAUGGGUUCAAAACACCCCGAACCCCAGUAAAUCCGUCCGCUGGAACCUCAAGAAACUCCUCACACCGAAAUCUCAAUGAUUGCGCGGAGACACCUGAUCUGCUGGCAACUCCGACAAAUGGUAUGGUCGCUCCUCAUCACCACAUCGACAUUCCAAAGUGGCUGAGAGACCCUGAAAACCGAAGGUAUGAUGAGGACUGCGGCGGUGUGAAAGGUUAUGUCAACAAAGCCAGAAAUAAUAUCAGAGCAUUCUUCUUGAGAAUCGGCCAGUUCUUCACCUCCACGUCCACCAAGGCUUUCCAGGCCCUUCCAGCUACCGUCCAGAAAGCUCUGUCGACGAUCAACGCAAAAGUGCGAUCUUUUCUACAUGGACUCGCCGAAUUCAUGAAUCCGCCAUUGUGGGCAAUGCUAGUGGCCGUCACAGUUGCCAGCAUUCCCAAACUUCAGCAACUGUUCUUCGACGAGGGAACCUUCCUUCGCAAUUCAGUCACCCGUGCAGUGGAACAAAGUGGUGGUGUUGCAGUUCCUCUGAUCCUGGUCGUGCUUGGUGGAAACCUUGCAAGGAACACCAUUCCUCGCGAUCCUGCAGCUGCUACGACGGACCCGAAGGAAGAGAAGAAACUCCUCAUUGCCUCUCUUGUAUCUCGAAUGCUCCUACCAACUCUCGUCAUGGCUCCAUUCAUCGCUCUGCUCGCCAAGUACCUUUCAAUCUCCAUACUCGAGGACAAAAUCUUCAUCAUUGUGUGCUUCUUGCUGUCAGGGGCACCAAGUGCAUUGCAGUUGACGCAGAUAUCUGCGCAGAACAAUGUUUUCCCUGGAUUGAUGAGUCGAAUCCUUUUCCAGAGCUAUGUUGUCUGGAUUCUUCCCUCAACCCUACUGCUAGUUAUGCUGGCUCUGGAGACUGUGGAGUGGACAAAACUGUAA